AAAAAUUUUUUCUACCGAUCUCUUUUGGUUAGGAUGGCCGAAAAAGUAAAAAAAAAGAUUCUUUUGAAUCCAACAAUUAUAUCAAAAAUUCAUAAUAGACUUAGCAAAUUGCAGAAUUAUAUUUUGAAUACAAAAAUUAAAGUAUUUUAUAGCAGCGUAAUUUACAUUGUUAUACUAUUGACAUUUUUAUACUUACUGUCGUCAAUAAUUUUAUUUUAUAAUAGAGAAUGUGCAGAGAAAAAAGAUUUCCAACAGUUACAUGAUACUAAACCGAUUUACUGGAUUUUUUCUAAAAGUAAAGAUGAAAGUCAUUUGAAACACGUUAUCAUGAUUUUAGAAAGAUUAGGAUUUCGCAGAGGAGAUAAUAACUCUCAUUGGGAUUUAUUAUGGGCUCAUGAUUAUCCUUUUAAAAUACUUGCUAAUAGUCUCAAAUAUCUUCGUGAAUACCAAAAAGUUAAUCAUAUUCCAGGCUGUGGAUUCAUUACCAACAAAGUAGAUCUCUCGACAACUAAUAUUCAAUACCUCCCUGCUUCAUUCAGAAUACCUCAAGAUGAAAAAAAUUUUUAUGAUUACAUUGGUAAAAACCCUUAUAAGUUAUUCGUCGAAAAAUCUAAUUUUCAUCGAGGCAUAAGCAUAAAAAAUGUAGAAAACAUAAAAUUUAAUAAUAACGAAAAUUUUAUACAAGAAUUUAUUGAAAGGCCUUACCUUAUAGAUGGCUAUAAAUUCGAUGUUGGAAUUUAUACCGUUAUUACUUCUAUUGACCCUUUAAGAGUUUAUGUUUACAAAGGAGAUGUAUUGUUUAGAUUUUGUUCACAUAAAUACUAUCCAUUUAACCCUGAUGAUUUAGACAAGUAUAUUGUAGGUGACGAUUACUUGCCUAUUUGGAAUGUAUCGUCUUUAAAACAAUAUUAUGUAGAUAUGGGUUUCUCAAUGAAAGACACAUUCGAUGCAUAUGUAAGAUCACGAAAUGAAGAUCCUAAUAAAGUCUGGGACAGUGCUUAUCAAGCGAUCAAAUUAGUCGCUUCCAAAAAAGAGAAACAAAUCGCUGAUACUAUAAGACAUUUAAAUAACACUAUGAAUUUCUUUGAACUCGUUAGAUUUGAUUUUAUCAUUGAUGAAGAUCUUAAUGUGUUCUUAAUGGAAGCUAACAUGUCACCUAAUUUAUCUUCAGCUCAUUAUCCUGAAAAUCGUUUACUAUAUGAGCAAGUUCUUUUUAAUCUGUUUGCUUUAAUCGGUAUUGGUCAACGUAUUGAUCCAGCUUUUAGACGACAAAGCUCUUGGAGAGAUCGAGCAGUAGAAGUUUCUGAUAAAAAUUUGGUCGUUUUUCCUGAAAUUUGUUCUACGUGUACAGACUGUAUCCGUUUCGAAUGUCAACUAUGUAAAUUUUGUUUUACUGAUGAACUAAGACUAAUUCUGAUCCAAAGUUAUGUUGAGCAUCAAAAUAAAAUGGAUUAUAAAAGAAUUUUUCCACCAAAUAAUAUGCAAGUUAUGCAAUUAAAUAAUUAUACUUUGAAAAAUCAGUUAUUGAUGAAGUGGUAUCAAGGAAAAUGUGCAGUAGAUCCGUCAUGGUGCGAAUAA
Molecule: messenger RNA, 1578 nt
Organism: Cotesia congregata
Lineage: Eukaryota; Metazoa; Arthropoda; Insecta; Hymenoptera; Braconidae
Source: the annotation of a GenBank genome assembly